This is a messenger RNA of Wallemia ichthyophaga EXF-994, 1587 nucleotides long. RefSeq names its product Serine palmitoyltransferase 1. The record is from RefSeq and is a predicted model, not a curated record. Gene Ontology annotation, molecular function: pyridoxal phosphate binding; serine C-palmitoyltransferase activity. NCBI's taxonomy places the organism in Eukaryota, Fungi, Basidiomycota, Wallemiomycetes, Wallemiales, Wallemiaceae. The coding region runs from base 1 to 1587 and encodes 528 amino acids. Gene Ontology annotation, cellular component: endoplasmic reticulum. The transcript is spliced from 3 exons. Gene Ontology annotation, biological process: ceramide biosynthetic process; sphingosine biosynthetic process.
AUGCUCUCCGUCGACGACGUUGCCCAUUAUCUCCACCAGCUCCCUGGUUCUUCAAUUUUCCUCCGCUACGUGCGCUCAUCCUAUCAAAAUGAUCCUUGGCGCUCUCUUCUCGAACUUCUACUCUUCCUAUUCGCUUUACGCGUCUGGCUAUCGAAGCGGACCAGAGGUGAUUCUGAGAAAGGCUUUAUAAGGCUAUCUGAGGGUGAAAUUGACGAGCUUAUCGACGAUUGGCAGCCAGAGCCUCUGGUACCUACAAAUCAACCACACAAGCCACCUCCAACCAUUCUAGGUCCUCCUUCUAUAAAACCUCGCGUUUUACUCCCUCAACAACCCAUCGAACGCGCUAAACAAGUCACUAACCUCGUUUCAUACAACUUUCUCGGUUUGCUAGGUGACCAACGUAUUAAAGACGCUGCCACUAAUGCUCUCCGUGUCUAUGGCGUUGGUAGUUGCGGUCCUCCCGGUUUCUAUGGCAACAUGGAUGCACACAUCGCCCUCGAGAAGAGUAUAGCUCAGACUCUUGGCGCUGAAUCUGCUAUUAUCUACAGUCAGGGUUUCGCCACCAUUGUCUCCGUUAUUCCCACUUUCGCCAAGCGCGGUGAUAUCAUCGUCGCUGAUGAGGGCUGCUCUUUCGCCAUCAGGAAGGGUCUCCAGAUCAGCAGGAGCACCGUGCGCUGGUACAAGCACAACGACAUGAAUAGCCUUGAAGCUGUCCUCGAUGGUGUCAAUAGAGAAGCCAAGCGCAGGAAGUCCCCUCUUACCAGACGUUUCAUCUGCUCAGAGGGUAUCUUCCAAAACGAUGGCACGCUCGCUAACCUUAAGAGGAUGUGUGAGCUGAAACGCAAGUACAAAUACAGGUUGAUCCUCGACGAGAGUUAUAGCUUUGGUGUGGUGGGUAGUACAGGACGCGGUUUGACUGAGUUGUUUGAUGUGCCGGCGAGAGAUGUUGACAUACUCGUUGGCUCGAUGGCCAAUACUCUCGGCGGAGCAGGUGGAUUCUGUGCUGGCGAGUCUGUAGUAGUUGAGCACCAGCGAAUAAACUCUGCCGCCUUCAUUUUUUCUGCAUCCCUCCCGCCAAUCAUGGCCGUCAGCGCCAAUAAGACUCUAUCUAUCCUUAACUCCUCCAGUGGUCCCUCUCUCGUGCAAGCACUGCAAAGCAAUAUUGCUACUUUUCGAAGUGCGCUGACUGGGCUCGAUAGCUUACAGUGCGCAUCCCACCCCCUCGCACCUAUCCAACAUGUUUUUUUUACCCCCAGUAAAGAAUACCAGGUGAUGAAUAUGUCGAGUGCAGUAGAGAACACAGAUGAAGAAAAAAUAGAGUCAAUAUGGGAGGAUAUAGCUGAAGACGCACUUUCUAAUGGUGUAUUCGUCACCGUCGCUCGCCAUCUCAGAGGCCAGGAGGGAGAUAUUGGCGCUCUAUCAGCUGGUCCUAACAUGCGCGUCCCCCCAGGCGGCGCUACUCCCCCUUCCGAACCACGUCCUAGUAUUAAAGUGGCUAUCUCCGCCGCUCUCUCCAAAAAGGAGACCGAGAAAGCUGCACUCACUCUCAAAAACUCUGUCAAUAGGGUACUUAAAAGGCGUUCGUGA